AUGGCUAGGCAUAUCAGCAGCCUUACAACUUUCCUGGACCAGUAUGAGCACGGAUUUUCCGAUGAAGACUUGAGCGGAAGGCUGAACCGUAUGGCUAUCUUACUGUGUAAUCCACCAUACCAUGCGACAGCUGCUCAACCAACGAGAAGUCGGCACCAAUCAGCUCAGAAAUCUCUUUUCAAUAUACGAAAGGAAUUCGGGGAUCCAGUCUAUUAUCUGUGUUUGUUUGUAUCCAACAUAACUACACUCUCUACUGAGCGACAGCAGUUCAACGACGCUCUAGCGCAAUGGCCUGGUAAAGGCAAGAUUCCACCUGCUUUUACAAAACAAGCCCAAGCGAUAGUCGAGAGGUAUCGAGCAGAAAAGCAAAACAAUGAAGAACGGUCCUCUCAUACGUCCCUUCGGAAACGUUCUCUGUCAACACCCCAUACAACUCAAAAAAGCUCGACUAAGGACUCUGGAAACGCAUCCAAACGAGCCAGGCUAAAUGGAGGGCCUAAGGACCUGAUGUCAGUCGGAAGAGUGGCCGAACACUCUGAGCC
Molecule: messenger RNA, 542 nt
Organism: Colletotrichum tamarilloi
Lineage: Eukaryota; Fungi; Ascomycota; Sordariomycetes; Glomerellales; Glomerellaceae
Exons: 1
Biological process (GO): methylation
Molecular function (GO): nucleic acid binding; methyltransferase activity
Source: RefSeq, a predicted model, not a curated record